This is a messenger RNA of Paramuricea clavata, 20100 nucleotides long. Lineage: Eukaryota; Metazoa; Cnidaria; Anthozoa; Malacalcyonacea; Plexauridae. The record is from the annotation of a GenBank genome assembly.
ACAAACCUUGAAAAUUACAAUAAUAGUCAUUACGAUGUACAUAGAAGUGAAUCAGAUUGUUUAUGGUUAAGAGAUAAUUUACAGGAGUUAUGUACAGAAUGUGUAGUGCCACCUUUACUUCAACAGACUACACUUAAUGGUGAUUAUAGCUCAGGGGUCGAUUGUACGAAGGCUGGAUGGCGCUAUCCACCGGAUAGUGAUUUUUUAACCAUUGUAAAAAUGCUUGAAAAGUGAUAAAACUACGAAUAUACUGUAAAUCGACUAUACUGUAAAUCUCACAAUUAGUAAAAGGAAACACGCUGGGCAAACAAGACAGCAAAUUAGGCCACGAGAAUGGGCCAACAAAUAACUUUCUGUCGUUAGGUUGGAAUAUCACGAAACUUUCUCACAGGAUAGAACUUGAGAUUGCUAAAAAUCGUAUGUUUUUUGUUUUUCGAUAUUGUUACAUUUUGGCGGCAAAAUGACGUGCCAACUUUGGCGCCAAAAAAUUAAACUCGAGCUAAGAAAAUGCUAGGAACUUUUUUGAAGAGAUUGUGCUAUAAGGAUCUCAAAAUUGUAAAAACAUUGAAAAUACGCCAAAACAGUGCAAAGAUAUGGUGCUCAAAAGUCUGCAAAAUCCGCCAUCUUGUUACUAAAAAUAGAUUUUUUUCGAAAUUUGAAUCGCCAUAUCUUCGCACUGCCUUGUUGUAUUUUCAAUAUUUUUACAGUUUUGAGAUUCUUAUAGGACAAUCUCUUCAAAAAAGUUACUAUCAUGUUCUUAGCUCGUGUUUAAUUUUUUGGCGCCAAAGUUGGCACAUCAUUUUCCCGCCAAAAUGUAAAAAAAUCGAAAAACAAAAAACAUACGAUUUUUAGGAAUGUCAAGUUCUAUUCUGUGAGGACGUUUAGUGAUAUUCCAAACUAACGACAGAAAGUUAUUUGUUGGCCCAUUCUCGUGGUCUAAUUUGCUGUCUUGUUUGCCCAGCGUGAAACUUCGAUAGCGCUAUCCUGUUUUCGUACAACCGGAUCCAGUGAAAUAGCUUUACAUGUUGCGUGAGUGGGGAAAAAGGAAUAAAAAGAUUUGUACAGCUACCAUUUAUUUACAUGCAGUUAAUAUUGAAGUCAAUUUCGGCUUAAGAUGUUAGUAGUUUGGCAUAACAUUGGUCUCGUUAUUUUUAGGGAAAACGAGGGAACUGGAACGGUUUCUUUCUCGUCUUUGUCAACAUCAAAUUCUGCGAACAAGCAGUUUAAUACAGUUAUUUUUAACUGGUUCAGAUGAGGUACAGUUUGUGUUUUCGAGUAAGAAGACGAUUUAUCGUUUGUUGUUGUUGUUGUUGUUGUUGUUGUUGUUGUUGUUGUUGUUGUUGUUGUUGUUGUUGUUGUUGUUGUUGUUGUUGUUGUUGUUGUUGUUGUUGUUGUUGUUGUUGUUGUAAUCUGUAUUGUAUGUUGUGACCUUUCUUAGACAAGUGGGAUCCAAUUCUUUAUAUAACAUCUUAAUUUCGUGUUUUUAAGGAAAUUAUAACAGCAAAAGAAGAGUUUAGUGAAAGACAGUCGUUGAAGCAGAGUCUAAUUGAUCAUAAACCAUCCAGAAUAUCAACUAGUGAUAAAGGAACACUUGUUAAAUGUCAGGUAUAGUAACUAUUGAGUAUCGGGAUUUUAACUGAUGAGUAAUUAAUAAGGCUACAAACAAAUCACGACGCGGUAUUUAUAGAUGACAUGUGCACACUUGUAAACCGCAGUAAGUCAUGUUAGAGGGAUGUUUAUGAAAGUUAUCAAUUUUCUGUAGGGAUGUUUAUGGAAGUUAUCAAUAUUCUGUAGGGAUGUUUAUGAAAGUUAUCAAUAUUCUGUAGGGAUGUUUAUGGAAGUUAUCAAUACUAAUUCAGAUCUUAAAUGCAAGCUAAUGAAGCGUGAGAUUGUCCCCAUGGGCAGUGAAUAGUAAUAAAGUAAACAAAUAAAUUCAUUUUACAAGUAUGUUAAAAUAUUCGCAACUGAUCUUUAUGGGCAUUCUAAAUGCCCAUAAAUAUCGGCUGCUCAUAUUUUAACUGGUACUUUUUAUUUCAUUGCGCCGUAUCGUUCACGCCGUGUAUAAAUGCCCUAUCUUCUGUUAGGUAUUCCCAUGGAUUAUUGUGGACUUUUUGGAGCGAGAACUAUGAAAGAGUCGUGAAUUUACUCGACUGUAUUGAAUGUCCUUUCAUGUCUUAACGAUCUGUUAAAGUCGUAUCGUGUUUCCUUUUCUUCAGAAAUAUUUAGUAUCCAUUGUGAAUAGUUUAAGUGGCUUAAUUAAUCAUCUGAGGAGCAGUCUGGAAAGUGGUUCUAAAAGUAAGUUCCUCUUGUUACAUCUUAUUGUCAGACCUGGAAAAAGUGUUUAAUGUUUCCCAGAUCCUGAAUUUGCAUUUUUCAAAUGUUCCUCAAGAGUGCGUAAAACGAUGGCAAAUUUGACUGACACAUUAAUUAUGCCAUCAUGUAUGCAACAACAAAAUAUUCUUGACUGCAUUUAUGUUACUUGACUCAAAUGACAGAAAAUAGUAUGAUAUACGAUUCCUUAAAUGGUGCAUUCGAGUUGAUGAGAGUUGGCCAUGGAUAUUAUCAGUUAAACCAUAGGCAGCCCAAUGUUAUGGUUGCCUGCCUGCCUGCCUGCGCGCGGGCGAGGCAUUGUAUAGUUGUAACACAACUAUACAAUGCCUCGCCUGCGCGCAGGCAGGCAGGCAACCAUAACACGUUGGGCUGCCUAUGGUUAAACGAGCAAAAAGAGUCAUCAAGUGAUCAACUGAUAAAAAUUGGAAUCAGCUCAAAGUUGUUGAGAGUUGGCGGUUAAACACGAGCGAGAGUUGUAAUUCUCAGCAACUCUCACCCUCGUUUGAUCAGGGCUUAAGAUUUCAAGGAAAUUGCCAGAAACGAAGGUCGAAGGAAAUGCAAAUUUGUCUUACAACUACUAAGUAAUGUCAUGAAUCUUGUUGAAAAAAGAUAUUGUCGUAUUCCAUCAAAGUACUUAAGCAAUAUAAACCUCCCCAAGAAGUUGAAAAGAACAAUGUUUGAUAUAUACUUUAUAUAUUAUUCAGAGGGCCAGGGACGAUGGUUUAAAUCAAUUGCAGAGUCUGAACCUGAAGAAACGUACCUAAAGGUAAUGGAUAUUUUGUCCAUUUUGAUAAACUAUGUAGUCGGUUGAUGACCUAAACGCCCGUUCAACCAGUCCAACAUUGUUGGUCCUACUGACCAGGGGUGGAAAAAUAUUUUACUUUCUGGGACCGCAAGAGAACAUUGAAAAUUUUUUUGCAAAUAAUCUUGAAGUAAAUGGACACUCGGACACUGUAACUGUGUGACACUAACGAGUUGUCAAACUGGAUGUCAUGCUAUAUUUUACAGAAAAAAUUAUUUCAGUCCACUGAGAAUCUUAAAAUAUUACAUAAAACUAAUUUAGAUAACAUGCAUCAAGGGUCUCAUCCUAUGGUAAACACAGAUGCAAAAAAGGGCACUACUGGGCGGGGGGAGGGGACACUAUCAGGGGGAUCCAUGCUCCCUCAGAAAAUGUUGAAAUCAGGUGUUCCAGAUUGGCUAAAAAUGCAUUUGCCAUACAACAUUUGUUUCACCAUUCUAUAGUCUAAUACAUUGAUAUACUAUCGCACUAUUAAGUCAUGGGGUCAUGGUGUGAAUUUUCCUCAGAAUUUCUCCUUUUAUCUGAAUUAUUGCAAUUUUCUUGGGGAAGUAUUUUCUGGGAACUCAAAAAAAUUUCUGGGACCAAUGGUCCCGUGGUCCGAUACUUUUUUCAACCCUGUCCUACACCAUACAAUCAUUCUCUAAUAAGGUUUUAUACUAUUUCACAAAUAUUCCAAAGUACAGAUUUUCUGCGCGAAUAAAUCUGAACCUCGUUGCAUUAUUGGGUUCGUAUAAAUGGGUUUUAAUGCACUAAAGUCUAAAAUUACUAUUAGUAACAUGGCAUUGUUAAUAUGCAUAAACAACUAGACAUAUUAUAUUACAAUGUCAAUAGAUCAAUUGUCUCCUCACAAUAUCACCGUAACUCAACUUCUCUGUGUGUUUUUUUUUCAACACAGACGGCUGCCCAAGCAUUAAGUAAAGUUUGUGAUGAUUUAGAAAAAGGACAGGUAAAAUGAAAUAACUUCGAAAUUGCUGUGUACUUACAGGGUCAAGGUCGGCAGGUUUGUUCACUGGCUCGGAAUCUUAAGCAGUAAAUACUUCAUAUAUGAGUAUUAUUUUGUCAUGUCCUAGUUUUACUGGAAGUAUAAAUCUCGUACUCGAGAGAAGCAUUAUGGAGAGUAAUAUAAAACGAUAUUAACUAAUUAAUUCAUUAAUUAACUAUACUUUAGUACUGCGCCUGAUUUAUGAAUUAAAUCCGUAUUCUAGUUUUAUGCAUAAUAUAUACUAUAUAUUUAAUGUAUUCUAAUACUGGUAAUAUGUAUAUAUAUAUAAUAUAUGCUAAAUAUACUGUAUCUAUUUUUAGAAAGAAGAUGAAAAACUUAUUAUUGGUGAUCUUCAGAGUGUUUUAGAAUAUAUUUAUAGUUGCCAGGUAUGUGCACGAUAUGUUAUCCGUAUUUAGUUAUCUUGAAACGAUAUAUACAAUACAUAUAUAUUUAAGUAUUUUGUGUUUUCAUUGUAGGAAUUAUUGGGUAGAGUAGAAAGUUCUGUAAACACAUUUUUAUAUUGGGAAGAGGAAGUUCGGGUGUGUGAAGAAAUGAAGGUACAUGUAAUCAUAGUGAUGUAAUACAAGAGCAGUGAGCUCCAUAUAAAUCUGGAGCGAGAACUCGAGUUCAAAAAUGAAGCCAGCUUCGUGUUAACCGCGCAGACAAAAACAAUAGAAAGGGACUGGAACUGACGUUCAAUAACUCCUUCAAUUUCCGCCAUCUUGGCAAAGAGUGUGCCGAAUUUCGUAUUUUGACAUCGAUUUAAAGAAUAACACUAUGGUUUUAUGAACUGAUAACUUGGAAUUAGCUGGGAAAAUGGUAUAAAAGUGUUUACGACCUUCAUAGCUAUUGGAUGUCAAUGGCCUCCAUCUUGGCUUCACUUUUCUUAUAGACCGAAUGACUGGAGCUCUUGCUCCAGGUAUAUAUGGCUCACUGCACAAGGGUCGCUUUUCAAGAAUUCGAAUACAAGAAUUUCAUACGUAUACAAGAAUUUUUCUGUGGUUGGGUUCAGUAACUCAUAAAAAGCAAAUUACAUUCUUUGAAAAUCUCAUCCUUUAUUUUGACCAGAAAAACAUGAAUAAAGAAAGUAGUACAGAUCUCACUACAAGAUGGGCUGAGGUGAGUUGGCAAAUGAUUUUAGUAAAUAUAGUUUUAUGUCAUAGUAAAGGUUGGGUUGUAUGGGAUGGAAUGAUUAUGCAUGUAGGUGUACUGGUGUACAAAAUAUUAGCAUGCUCCAGCGAUUGUUUUUGAUGGCGCGAUUUAUACUAGCACUGGAGACGGAUGAUCUGUGUGGACAAAUUUGGGCAAAGAAAAAUUGUUCGUCUGAUAGUUCGUCUGCGUAUAAACGCGGGCAAAAAUACGGAUCAUCCGUCAGAACGAACUGUCUGCAUAUAGUUUGUCCACUCGAAUAAUUUGUCCACACUGCAUAUUAUUAUUUAUAGCUACCUCGAUAUAAUGCAACAAAAAUCAACCUGCACCGUGUUGUUGUGCUCUUGUUUGUAUUCGAUAUUUAAUCUAAGAGGCUGUUUACAUGAUCCCAGUUUGCCGGGACAGAAUGUAUUAUGUCAUGAAAUAAAUCGCUAGGCUUUAAUAAACGAAAGUUCAAACGGCGUUAAAUUACUCAAAUGUUGUCCACAAGAUCUCGUGGUCCAAUAAGAUUACUAUUGCUGCUUAACAACUUUUCUUUCACAAUUAUAGAUAAUCUAUGAUAUCUAUCACAAGAAAAAUAAUGUAGUUUUACUGAAUUGGGCACCGUAACUUAUUUCAAUACAUGAAAAUCAUCCCGCCUCACAUCUCGCAAAGCGGGAUCAUGUAAGCAACCCCUAAGGUACCGCUGUGGUUAUAUUUCAGGCGAACUCUAACCUUCAUGCGGCCAAAGCUCACUUGGAGAUGAUGUACGAGAAUCUCUCAAACGAAUUGUAUCAUUUUGAUUAUCAGAAAGAACUGGAGUUACGGGAAAUAUUUAUUGAAUACACGACGUUAAAGUUUGAACAAUAUGAGAAGGUAAUGUAGCAAGUAAUCCAAUUAUCUCUAGUUUUCUUUCUAACGUAUUUUAAGGUCGUUUUCCAUUUCAACGGUUUCGUACCGUACCGAAAAUCUAUGACCGAAACGCACUGUUGCAUGAGCAUGCGUAGAUUGGAUUGGAUCAAAAUUAAUUCACCUAGCCUCAUUUUAAGUAGUGAUUUUUUCGUACGAGAUAUCAUUUCAAAUCGGACUGGACUAGAAAUCAAGUCCUCGCAUUUGGAUCAAAUUGCGCGGACUUGAAAUCUAGUAAUAUUACUUCUAAUACCUCAUAUUGGUAAAAAUUCUAUAUAUGUAAUAGCAGAAAUGCCAUGUGAUUAUGAUUUGUGUGCUUGAGAUGAUAAUUUAGUACGUGUUUAUUAAUUUAUUCAAAGGGCUGAUGUUUUAUUUCACUCAUUAUCUUGGUUUAUAUUUCGUUCACAGGUGAAAAGCAAGUGGGAGGCAGCCACAGUAAUGACGGAAAUGAAGCUAUCACGUGAUAACAGGGCAAUAGUGUUCACGUGACAAUAUUCCAGGAGUGAAAUUCACAGGAUUUUCUAAAUAGAGAAACACCAUAUGUGACUUUUGGUUAUGUGUACGUAAUAUUGGGGGCAUUCUAAAAAGAAAUGUAAUAUAUCUUUGUUGGAAAAACCUAAUCUACGAUAAUACAUGAAUUGUAAUUUGUAAAUUAGUUUUCCCGUUGUUUUUUACUGCUAAAAUUAUUCUAAUGACAUCGCACCAGCACAUUUGACAAUGAAAAUGUUGAUCAAGAUGAGGUUUUUACUAUAAAGAUGUAUUACAUUUCUUCUUAGAAUGAUCCAAAUAUUACACAUGCCAAAAUUCAUACUUGAAAGAAAAUGCCAUUUCGGUCACAUUCCUGGAGAUUAAACGGAAAGUCGUUCACAUGUUCGAAAAACUAAUGAAUAUAAUAACAAAAGCUUUUUAAAAAGUCGAAGUAAAGUCGAAGUAAAUGCAAUUUAAAAGCCUGUAUGUUAUACCACGUCACAGAGGUUCUUCUGUUAGCCUUAUUGAUUCAGUUGGCAGGUUACAUUAGUAGUGUGCUAUUGAAUUUAAACUGUCAUGUGUUGUCGCUGUUGCCCAAUAUUGCCUGUGUAAAAUCACAUACACAAAUUAUUCUAUUGUGACGCAAAAAUGUACAUAAUAAUUUUUAGAAGAAUUAUGAAUUAAUAGUGUAAGUGAUUAUAUUUGUUACAGUGUAACUUCAUUUAUAUAUGAGAAUAAAUUUCAAAUCGUAUAUAAUUAUUGAGCACAUUUGCCAUGUUAUAUGUACUAAUAGACGGUGAUCGCUAGAUAGUAUACUUCAAAAUAAGGUUUCCGUCUUUAUAACGUAGAAAAAACUAUCCUAACACAAAACUAAACCCUAACACUCGCCCUAACCCUAUUCUAACCCCUAACCUAACCCGAUCAGAAAAGUGAUGCCAAGAUGGCGGAAAUUGACGUCCAAUAAGGGACUGGUCAUUAUUUAUGGGGUGGCACCGAAGAGAAAUGUUUUUCCUGGCAAAAAUUUUGCUGACCCAACCAUUAAAAAGUCAAAAAUUUGAUUACCCAACCACAGAUAUCAAUUAAAAAAUAAAUACCCACCCCUGGCCAAAACCUUUACAAAAGGAUACCAUUCAGUUGUUACACAUGUCCUUUACCACUUCUGUGACGGCAUGUUGUAAAAGACGGACUGGACUGGACUGGACUGGACCGGGAAAACGCGGACUGAGUCCGUGUUUUACAAAUCGCGGACUGAAUUUGUAAAACACGGACUGGACUGGACUGGACCGGGAAAACACGGACUGAGUCCGUGUUUUACAAAUCGCGAACUAAGAUUUGUAAAACGCGGACUGAGUCCGUGUUUUACAAAUCGCGUGCUGUAAUUUGUAAAAGGCGGACUCAUUUCCUGAAUGCACUAAGGAUGAACGGUCGCAGUAAAGUAUUGUCUAUUCUUAUGAUAAAGUUCAACGUUUUUACCGAGAAACUUCAAUGUUUUUGAUGAUCAUUUUUGAUCAUUUGGUGGUUUCAAAGCUUGGAUCUGGUUGUUCAACAGAUUAACAUCAGAUCAGAACCUGUCAAGUGCUCAUGACAAACAUCGAAGAUUCUCACGCGAAUAGGCAAUGUUUUUAUCAACGAUCGUUCAUCCUGCAAGCGACGGUAUACAUGACUCAGUCCUGUACUGACUCAGUCGUAAAAGUUUUGGCGGGAAUUGCACUCAGUCGUGAGAGUUUUGGCGGGAAUUGCGGAUAUUAAUGGUCGGUCAAGGAAUAAUCAUAUCGAGCUAAGGUUGGUAAAAAUUACUAUUAUUUAUUUAUUGUUUUGAAUAAACUGAUGAACAGCGUUCAAUCUUAGGAACACGCUCAGCCAUGUGGGGCUUUGUGCCAUUAUUGUCCAGGAAACUCGUGCAUGUAAAUAGUUGUAUGCCUGUAUAGAUAUAGGCUAGCUCUUAUAGCAGAUACCAUUUAGUGUUAAUCAUAAUUAGAAGAAAAUAGAGUUAAUUCGUUUAUUUUGUGUUCGUGGCGAAGAGGGCGUAUUAAAUAAAGGUGUCUACAAAUUUGCGAGAAAUAUGAAAUGAAUACUCUAAUCGAAUUUGCCUUUUAAAUAUUUGUGUUAUUAAACAGGGAAACUCUCGCAGGCCAUCAAAACAGUCUAUUAACUUUUAUUGUUGUCAUACGAGGAAGUUUCUAAAAAUCGUUAUUCGAUUAUAGUAUUCAUUUCGCAUAUUUCUCGCAAAUUUAUAGACACCCUUUUACACCCGUUUUCAAAAUUACGCGACCUAGCUCCCUGAAAAAUAUACUCUUUACUUUUAUGUCACAAAAAAUGCUAAAAAUAGCAAACGUAAACAGACUGUCAAAAGACAUUUUAAACCGUAUUUAAUACCAAAACUGAACAAAAAUGAGUUAGAUACAAGCACAAUACAAACCAUCACAACAGAAAUAUGUGUCGUGAAUAACUUUUAAAGUUUGAAAAAUAACAAUUUAUAACAACCCCUUGGAAUAUAGCUGUUAGUAUAAAAACACGCGCGCGCUAGAACGGUGAUGUUAUGAUUUUGUUUGUGCUUAAAUUUUGCAAUAAUUCCCACGAAAAAGUAUCUUGAAAUCAUUGUAAGCCUGUUUAUAUAAAGCAUACAAAGCAUAUACAUCGACAUGGAACCGCAAAACUCAAAGUUUAAACUUCGUGACCGAAUGACAUAAAACUGACAUGUCAACCUGUCAACUCUAGCAUGCAUUGGCAUAUUGCAUUUAAAAUCCGUACACCCCCUGUUGAGGACACACUGUUCGAAUAUCUGCCCCCCUGGAAUUCCAUGUCAUUUCUUCUCUUAGGCCCUGGAAUUCCACAAGUUUUUAAUAAAUUACCCUUGGAAAUCUGCUAUGUUUUACAUUCCCCUGGAUUUCCUUGCUAUGUUUUGUCUUACCCCCUGGAAUUCCAAGCAUUUUAAAUCAAUUACCCUUGGAAAUGUGCCAUUUUUUCAUUCCCCCCUGGAAUUUCCAGCGUAAAUAAGUGACUUUUGAACACCUCCCCCUGGAAUUUCUAGCAAAAAUAAGCAAGUUUUGACUCUCACCCCCUGGAAUUUCCAGAGAAAAUAAGAGUUUUGACCCCACCCACUGGAAUUUCCAGCGAAAAAACACGAGAUUUGGCCCCCACCCCCUGGAAUUUCCAGCGAAAAUAAGUGAAUUUUGACCCCACCCCCUGGAUUUCCAGCACAAAAAAUGGAGGUUAACCCCUGGAUUUCCAAGGUCCUCAACAGGGGGUGUAUAUUAAAUGCAAUAUGCCAUUUUCGUCCUUGAUCGCGUAAUUUUGAAAACGGGUGAAAACGUUUGAAAACUCUUCGCCACGAACGCAAAAUAAACAAAUUAACUCUAUUUUAAGUCUAAUUAUGAGUAACACUAAAUGGUAUCUGCUAUAAGAGCUAUAUCCAGGAGCGAAACUAGCCCCUUUUAAUUCGGGGGUGUCUGCCAAUUCCUGUUAAAACAUGCUUAACCCUUAAUAUUUUUGGACCAAUAUAAAUUCUAUAAAUUCCCUCUGAAAACCCUGUAAAUUACUUAAUUAACUCAACAUUCUAUCAUUUAAAAUCUUUGAUUUAUUCAAAACAAUAAAUAAUAGUAAUUUUUACCAACCUUAGCUCCAGGAUAUGAUUAUUCCUUGACCGACCUAUUAAUAUCCGCAAUUCCCGCCAAAACUCUCACGACUAAGUGCAAUUCCCGCCAAAACUUUUACGACUGAGUCAGUACAGGACUGAGUCCAUGUACCGUCGCUUGCAGGAUGAACGGUCGUUGAUAAAAACAUUGCCUAUUCGCGUGAGAAUCUUCGAUAUUUGUCAAGAGCACUUGACAGGUUCUGAUCUGAUGUUAAUCUGUUGAACAACCAGAUCCAAGCUUUGAAAGAGGGUGGGAAAGGGUAUUUGUGUGAGCCGUGAAUGGUCAAUAUUUGUUCGCGUGAAAUGUGAAAUGCUUGAUUUUAGUGUCGUGAAAUGUGAUUUGUUCUACAGCCGUGAGGCGUGAUUGUCGAUAUGAGAAUUAAAGUGUCUGUUUCGUGAACUGUGAUUUUGCUUUGUUUAUUUCGAUUAGUAUUUCGUAAUCAGUCAUAAUAGACAUGAUACGCGAUAAUCAAUUUAUAUGAUCGAUCUCACUCGAUUGCACAAGAGUAAAAACUUCGGAGGCCAUUCGGUGGUCGUCGAACAUACUCGUCACUCAAACUUUUUAAGUUAUGAUGUAGUUUUUAACUGCCAGGCAGAGAAGUGAGAGAACCGGCUUAAAACGUAGAUACUGUACCACGCAUUAAACAUAAAUAAACCUAUUAUUAUUAUAUUAUUUUAUUAGAAUCUAGUUUUCCGUGAAAUUGCAUUUUUAAGACACGUGAAUCGUGAAACGGCUUUUUUUUUCGUUGUGAAACGUGAUCAUACCCCCCCCCCCACCCCCCCUUUCCCACCCACCCUCUUGAAACCACCAAAUGAUCAUAAAUGAUCAUCAAAAACAUUGAAGUUUCUCGGUAAAAACAUUGAACUUUGUCAUGAGAAUAGACAAUUAUACUUUACUGCGACCGUUCAUCCUUAGUGCAUUCAGUAAAUGUGUCCGCCGUGUUUUACAAAUUCAGUCCGCGAUUUGUAAAACACGGACUCAGUCCGCGUUUUUUCCGGUCCAGUCCAGUCCAGUCUGGUCCAGUCCAGUCCAGUCCAGUCCAGUCCGUCUUUUACAACAUGCCGUCGAAAUUUGCAAUUCGGUUAGAAUUUAGUAGCAGUACUUAAAUUAUGCAAAUCUUAGAUCGCGAUUUGUAAAACACGGACUCAGUCCGUGUUUUCCCGAGUCCAGUCCAGUCCAGUCCGUCUUUUACAAUAUGCCGUCGAAAUUUGCAAUUCGGUUAGAAUUUAGUAGCAGUACUUAAAUUAUGCAAUGCUAACUACUUCCAGCGAUUAAUCUAAUCCCAAUUCUGUUCUCUACUGAUUUCAGUCCGCGAUUUGUAAAACACGGACUCAGUCCGCGUUUUCCCGGUCCAGUCCAGUCCAGUCUGGUCCAGUCCAGUCCAGUCCAGUCCAGUCCGUCUUUUACAACAUGCCGUCGAAAUUUGCAAUUCGGUUAGAAUUUAGUAGCAGUACUUAAAUUAUGCAAUGCUAACUACUUCCAGCGAUUAAUCUAAUCCCAAUUCUGUUCUCUACUGAUCUACUGUUCUGAGUACAUUUACAACGUAAAGCUCUUUUAUACAAUAACACAAGCAACCCACGCAUAUGCAUUUUAAGGUUUCCUUGCCUGGCUGCCAAAAGGGCAUGUUUCAGCAUUAUUUCAUUGCUUACAUUACUCAUGCUUCUUGUGCAAACAACUAAAUUGCGUACACAACUAAACAUCCGCUCUCGUGAUUCGUGAAGCAUAAUAAAGGGCAUAAUAUAAGGGCAUAAUACCAGCAAAAAAGGGCAUAAUUCCUGUGAUCGCAUCGAUCGAAACCAGACCAAUAUUCCGGUAAUGAGACAUUGCCUGUGAUCACUGAUCAUGUUUCUAUAUGAACGAUUUCGUGUGAGCUGUGAGGUAGCAAAUACGGUUAUAGGCAAAAUAGUCUGUAAUUUAAUAUAUGUCGCCUAUAUGCGCUUAGUCUGUUUUAUACUGUAGCCUAUAAACAUGUUUUUUCUUGGCGGAAGUAACCAUAUUUUUUCGAGAAUGCGUUUUUUCCCACUUUCAAAAUUCGGCGCCCCAUUUUCAUUUUUGCGCCCCCAAGAAUUGCCAGGCCCCCCCUGCCAGCACGCCACUGCCCAACUUACCCUCCACCCCCUCCCCAGUACACAUACUUUAUGAUCGGUCCCUAACUGUUAGUUGUAUUGAGGGAGAUGCACGAACAUUACAAUGGGCCUGUUCGCAGGCUAAUUACAAUGUUUCUAUGAGCAUCAACGUGGUGUUAUUGUGAAUGCAAUGACAGAGGAGAUAUAUUAAUGAAAAAAAUAGAAGCAAAUUCAGUGUCUUUAAAAUUUUAAUAGCCUGUAAGAAUAAAUUUGGUGCGCGUAUAGUUUUCAAUAUCCCGUCCAGAGACAUUCAAAAUUUUGAAAGCGAUUAUAUCUAAUGUGGCAUAAUUAGUUUGCUUUCUGCUAAGUAUCUGUCGGUAACACGUCAGGUAAUUAUUAAAAGUUUACUUACGACAGAUGGCAAAAUGUUUAAUAAGUCAAGUAAAAUGUUUAAUAAGUCGAGUAAACCUACAAUGAACUAAUAAGUGAAGUAACGUAGAUCGGUGUUCUUUGUGCAUGCUUGCAAAAGAAAUGCAAUGACAGAGGAAAAUCUAUAUUAUAGGAAAAAAUAUUCGCUGAUUUUUUAAAAAGUAUAUUCAAAUUUUAAAACAUUCAAUGAAAAUAUGCGCGUUUUUUUGCUAUUACCAAAACACGGAGCAGUAGAAAAACCAAAAUCCUUUGUGAUGGACAUGAGCUCGACCUUCGAAUUUACGAUGUGAGUAAAUUGUUAAACAUGUCCGAAUUUAUCAAUACAAUAAAUUCGCGACUCCACAUAAUACCACAAGCAUUAAGGCCCAGACACACCACAGGCGGCCCAGACGUGUAUCAGUGUAUAGUAAAUAUAUCAUUAUAGAAUAUACCUCUGAGAAUAUACUAAACAAUAAAAUUUGUAAUGAAUUUUAUAUUUUAAAAUCAUAUUUACUUGCCUACUUUGAUUGUAUGUGAUCGUCUUUUAUUUCUGAGCGACUUCACAUUCGAUGCCUGCGACUGUCUUCAUAGGUGAUAGUAUUGAAAGCAAAGGCUAACGAUUCCAGUUACCAAACAGCCGACACGAACAAUUCAAAUCGAAAAAUAUCCCCUUUAAAUUGCUUUGUUCCCGGUAAAACUUCGCCAGCGUAUAGAAUAAACACCCAUCUUCGAACAUACAAGACAAUAUUAACACGUCCUAUAAUUUUUGCAAUGGAUUUUUAGCGAAAUGUUUCAAGACUAAAAUUCUAUGGAACUUAGAAAGACCGAUAAUUACUACGGCGCCUGCUUGGCCACCUAGCCUCCUAUACCGUUUGGAUUGUCAGGGGGGGAUUCAAAUAAAAACACCUAUUUUCGGCAACAGCCAGCCAAUCAACGCCGCGAUACCGACUGUUUACAAUAUUUGAAAUCGGCUAUUAGUAAAACACGGAGCACAGAGCACACGGAGCACGGAGCACGGAGUACGGAGCACACGGAGCACGGAGCACACGGAGCACGGAGCACACGGAGCACGGAGCACACGAACUACGGAGCAGUAGAAAAACGAAAAUCCUUUAUAAUAAAAUACACUGUUUACUACAAAUUUUUAUUACAAAUUUUUGUUCUUAUUAAUAAAGUUUUUUCGCGUUUUACACGUUGAGGAAGUAGAUAAAUGGGGCUUUUACUGCACAUAUGAUGCAAAACUGCCAAAAGCCAUAGUAUUUAAAAUAGGAUUGUGCCUGUGAAACUCGUCACAUAUCUAUCAAGCUUAUGAGUUAUGUAGUUAUAUCAGUAUAUUCCGAUGGCCAACGCAUUAAGAAACACUUAGAGAACAGCCGAUAUAUUUCGUUACCCCUACCAAAAGAUAGCCAAGUACUCAUCUUUCAAUGUAGCGGAUCGACUGAACAUUAUAAAAGCUUGUCAUGGAGAGAAGUGAAUUUUCGGUUUAUCCUUCGUCCCAGUGACCAGUGAGCAGUGUGCUGUACGGCCUACGCCGGUUUAAACCGUUAUACAUAAUUACUGCUUUCAUUCUUUCAAUCCGUUUUGAAUAUUCGGAAUCAUUCACUAUUAUAUUAUAAAACUGUAUAAGAUAGCUGUAGAAUUUAAAAUUAAACGAGACUUACCUGUAAGUUGAAGUUUGAUUGGAAUUCUACAAGUCAUCAGUCAGGAACGGAGGAAUUACAUGAGAGAGCGCGCGCGAGCUAUCUAGGCAAUAUUCAACGUAAUCGUGAGUGUGAACAGGAGCAUGGAACGGAGGAAUUGGGACGGGAGGGAAUCAGCUUGCCUGAUCCAGGGCAUGUAAUUCCUCCGUUCCUGACUGAUGACUUGUAGAAUUCCAAUCAAACUUCAACUUACAGGUAAGUCUCGUUUAAUUUUAAAUUCUACUACGUCAUCAGUCUACGUCACUACGGAAUUACAUGAGAUUUCAAAGCGGUCCUGUUCACACACACACGCCAAUGAGUAGAUCAGUCAAUGGUUUACGAAGUAACUAAACCAUGAUAGCAUCUACUAACAAACGAGCCGACAGUAUCACAUCUGCGCAAGGGCAGAUACAAAAAAGGGAAUCAUUUGAUUGUGAGGUUGGGCCGUUGGGCUAACCUCUUCUGUUUACAAGAAAUGCUAGUAGUAGUAGACUCCAAAUAAAUAAAGGUAAAGAUAAUUUCCUCAUGAUUCUUUUUAAAUUCCCUUAAAUUAAAUGCAUUGCCAUCAAGAAGCAAUGAACGAUUGUUGCCAUAAGAUUGCAAACCCGUACCCAUGCAGGCUGUUCCCUGGUACCGAUACGACUCACAAUUCCUAUACCAUAAGACGGAAUUUUUCUUUGUAUUAAGCAUACAGCCUGCAGUGUAUCUCUAGGCUGUCAUAGAGCCAAAAGUUUCCAAUAUAUGUGCCAUUGGCAUCGAGGAGUUGAUAACUCAAGGACGAAAGAACUUUUACUCUUCCUCAAUUGAAAAACCUGGUUGCAGCCUUGCACUAAUUUUGAAAUGAAUAUUUUUUCUGAUGCCACACGACGUCUUUGCAAAUUAUAUAAAAAUUAAGGUCAUUACAGCAUCAUCAGACCGUUAUGCAAUAAACGCUGAACUGAGCAUUGAAAACUCGGCGUUGACUAAUAUCACGUAACCAACACAGCAAAUAUCAUGAUUAUUAGAUUACAUUGAUAUCGAAGGAACUAGGCUCAGUUCCGAAAUAUCACAUACUCGAACCAACCUGACCGCGUAGCUCAGUUGGCAAAGCAUUGGGCUAGUAUUCCAAAGGUCGUAGGUUCGAUUCCCAUGCACCGUGGUCAGGCAUAUUUUCCAAGCCUGCCCAAUGUGGAUAUACACUCAGAGUAACCUCACAAGCAUCAUGUAACUGAUAUAAUGGUUCUAUAUGACACACAUAAUGUAGUUAAGCAAAAAUAUGCAUUAGUUCCAUAAUUCCGUCGUUAUUAUAAAUCAGAAGCUGAUGAUAGAUAGAAAUGAUUUUGGCAGUACUACGUACAAUGAAAAGGAAGACAAAUGUGCCCAAAUAGGUACUGAUUAGUACAUUAUGAGUCUGAGUAACAUCAAUGUUCUAUAAGUCUAGCCAUUUCAAAUACAUAUGUCAUAUAUUGUAUUAUUGGAUUAUCACCCCUCUCAAUAUUAUGGUCCCAAUUUGUGUACUGAAGUCUGUAUAAUAAUUAAGUGUAGUAUGCCGCUUGAUGCCGAUGGCAUUUGGACGUACAAUCAUACCGUUAAAGGCCAUAAGGUUUCGAAGUGAAGGCGGUGAGCAUAUAGUCAUAUCCACAACUAUUUGUAUUUGGAGAGUUAUAUUCCUCAGUAAUAUUUCUGUGGCACGAAAUAUGUGUUAAAUACAUUGCAUGUGCACAAGAAAUUCGCCAAAGAGGACAGGUUUGAUCAGUGUUCUUCUGUGACUGUGUGGGGUAUCAUAGGAACGUUUACAUCCGAAACUUACAAUAGGUGAAGGGAAAAGAUCUUAUCCGUUACAACAGUAACAACACUAACAUUAUUGUAGAGAUAUCCUGUUGAAACAAUCAGGGGACAUUGUUAUUGGCUUCAUUUGCAUAUUAACGCGAGAAUCAAAGCAACAUUCGAAGUUAAAUUUCGGUCAGUUGCAUAUUUUCCUGAGUCAGGGUCCAUGGUAUAUUGGCCCAUAAGGUUUCUCGCUGUGCCCUUCCUACAUACAGUUACAUGGUGACCACAUGACUGACAAGAAUUGUCCUUUGUAUUGAAUUCCUCUUAUUUUAUUAUAUAUAGCCAUAUGCAAUGCCAAUGGGGUUAAAUAGCCGGUAAUUAUAACAUGCAUAUUGCACUGGAGUGACAGCCGGUUCGUCAGUUUUGAAUUUUGUAACUGUUAUUGUUAUCAGACCAUUUAAAACUCAUCAUAACCAUAAAUUAGCACACAUACCGACGGUAUAGUCGAGUUUACGAAGACUGAAUAGUAUCGCAUCACAGGCAUUGCUAUUUGGUAAUUGGUCUUUGUAUUGUCCUGUGAAGGAAUGAAUGCCAUUCUAUAAAUGCAAUGUUUGUCCUGCAGUCCAGAACAACAGUGAUUGCAGCAAAUUGACUAUGUCUAUUAUAUAUGACAUAUGUACAAGGUAUUUAGCCUAUACUAUGAGUCUAUGGCUAUGCCAUGUUAAACAGAUGAUUUACAAAAUAGGAUAGUGCAACUUCCCAAUGCCAAUGCCAAUGGUGUGUUAUUGUUAUAUGAAACAUUGUCAUUGAGUACCAGAACGCUUCACUGUUCCAGUCUGGCCUGAUUUGUUUGGCUUGAAGCCAAUCUCCAUUGGGUAUAUUUCCAUACAUAAUGACCAGUGAAUAUUCUACACUGCUGUUCCGAAAAUCAAGGCAUAGAAAUUUACUAAUCCUUAUACUUUAAUACAAAUUGCUUUGGAUAUUCAAAAGCCUCCAAGAGGUUAAGAUAAUGAUGUCCAAUUUUGUUCUCAGGGAACAAGAUUAGCCUCCAUGCAGAUUUGCAGACAUCAACCACACCUUCAAUUCUAAUCAGGAAUUGAAAUCUGAUCCAUGGUUAAAUAAACAGGUACAAACCGUACAAUUCAGUAAAUUUCCCCUUGGCCUGGGCGAGUUGUUUGUUUGAUGAUUCAAACAUAGCCACUGGCAUCGAUUAGCAUUUCGAUUUUCACCGCCAAUAUUCCCACUUGGGAAGAAGAUAAUAACCUACUUCAGUCUAAUGACUAAUCAGGUUACUAUACUGAGAUAGUAAAAGGGGCUAUAAUUGCUAUAGCAUGCAUGAUGUAUACUAUUUCCACCAACUGUACCAAGCUGUACAGUGACUGCAUUUAUGCCAGAAGUGAGUUGAUACCAGCCAAUACCAAAAUUACUGAUAUUAACAGUAAACUAAGCUGACUAGCUUUAGUCUUGCCGUGGAAGAACCAUUGGAAUGAACAUUGUGUUAUUGUGUGCUCACAUUCAAAUGAGCAAAUAUUCAUUGUAGGUUGUAGUGUAGCUCAAUUUGGACAAGGCCUUUGGCCUUACUACAUGUCAUGUGAUGGCCAUCACCCCUGCUGUUGUUGUAUCACAGGAAGUGACCAACCAAGUUAAAACUGGUCUGCAUUCGAUCAGGUCUAGUUUCAACGGUUUUGCUGGCAUUUAGCUAUGCUAUUAUAUUUAUUAUAUCACACAAGAUAAAACUUUAAAAGUAUCACAAUUGUUUAUUCCUUUAGCGUGGUUCUCGUAACAUGUACUGAUGUACUUCCAUGUUUAAAUCUCGUGCGUAGCACGUGAAUAAAUUACUGGCAAAGCACUGGCAAUUUCCCGCCAAGUAAACAAAGUAUAAUGUUCGCUCAGGAUAAACUCGAGUAUAAAGUAUUACGAAAGUGCAAAUAAAAUGUCGUUCAAUCUGAACGCUUUGCAGCAAUAAACAAUAUUAUAAUAUUAUUGUAGAUUCCAUUAGGUAAAGCACAGUGGGUAACGUGAUCAUUUAAUAUAUGUGUAUAUACAUGCCAUGGACUGUAUCCACACGGCACACGCCACAAAUGACAUUUUUAUGUUGUUGACACUGGAAAAAUCCAAUUAGUUUCUGCGUUACAUGCAGUUGUGUGCAUUAAAAUAAUGGACUAGCUUCCUAGUGGUGUGAAAAAGCACUAUGCUAUGAAAAAGCACUAUGCCAUGACCUUGUGGCGCCCAGCACAGCAAUGGCGUCUCUUGGUACUUUCCCAAGUUGCUGAAGCAACAAUGUGGUCGUUGACCAUGUGUACCUUUUGCCUUUACUCGUUAGGCUUUGGACUGGGUAGUUGGCGUCCUGUUUCUUGGUUUUAUAGGCUUUUCCACAGCCAUUGGCUUCUUGUUUAAUUGGCUUUGUAUGGCCUUUGUUUGGCCUCGUAUAUUUUGCCCGUUGGGCUUUGUAUGGCCUUUGUUUGGCCUCGUAUAUUUUGCCCGUUGGGCUUUUUAAUAUAUGGCCGUUGGCCUCAUAUGCCUUAAUAAGGCUUUAGUUUCACUUGCUCAUCUUAGGAGCGGUCUGUAUAGACCAUAGGUAGCUUUUCCCCAAUGUGGGUGUACUGGGUUGCUUAUAUUUGCCGCUCAACUCUGCAGCACAAGCGUGAAUUUUGUUUGUGGCUGUCCGCCAUAUUGUCACCAUUUUAUAUAUAUUUAUUGUCCAUUUGAUCGUUUACCUAAACGAGAAUAAGAAACAAAACCACAAAAUAGCAAAAUAACAAAACAAUAUACUCCCUGUUUGCCUUGUGCAAAAAUUUUGUUCAACAAACCGUUGAUAAUGAACUAUUCUUUACGAUUUACUCGCAUAAAUUUCUUCACGUUGUUUAUGCCCAGAAAGACGCAAGCACAAAUUGCCUAGAUAGCUCGCGCGCGCUCUCUCAUGUAAUUCCGUAGUGACGUAGACUGAUGACGUAGUAGAAUUGCGUACAUACGUAUAAUAAGAUACACUCCUCUCACCAAAUCAGGAUUCAGUAAUUUUGUCAAAUAGAUAAUAAGAUAACUUACUGUUGUAUCGACAUACUGUACUUUGUACAUUUGCAUUGAUAGGUGUAUGAUCAAAUGCCCGAGCCACGUUGGGUGCUGUCUAUGGGAAGGUACUGUUGCAGACUCAAAUAUGCACAUAUGAAAUUGUGAUAUUGAAGUGUACGGAUUAAAAAGAUUAGACCAUGUCAAGCGAAGAUCGUUUGCCAGGAAAAUAGUAUAGCCUCUUGAUGAAGCUUAUACCCUAUAAGGCCUGUUUCGAACGUCCCGCCUCUCAUGUGCCGAAUGCAUUAGAAACAAUAGAUAAUGAGGUAUUUCAGCUGAUUAUCUAUUGGUUUUAAUGCGUUCGGCACACGAGAAGCGGACGUUGAAACAGUCCUUAGAAGUGAAAUUGUCCACACAUCCUCUUAUGAAUUUUCGGCUGCUUUAAACACUAGAUAAUGGGGCUGACCGACCCCCUCCAUCAACCAAUAACAUCGUAAAUCCUCCACUAUCGUACUCCCCCCCCCCCCUCCCGGGGGUGUUAGUUCAGCCAAAUGGUGUUUAAUAAAUUUUAUUCUCAAAACCCGGGUAUAUGAGAGGACGUUUUUGAGAGGAGAGUUCAAUUAUAUAAGAUCUAUACGUAAAACUGCCCGAGUGUCUUAAUAACAUUUAUAUUUUUUCUUUUACCAGCUGUGCGAAUGGUGGAGGUUACUAUCAUUAUUCGUAUGCCGUAGUCAGAGGCUGUGGUCGUAAUGUUCCUGUAGAUAUCUACGUUCCUGGCUGCCCACCCACUGCUGAGGCAUUGCUAUAUGGAAUACUACAACUACAGAAAAAAGUUCGAAGACAGAAACCUAUCGCAAUGUGGUAUCGAAAAUAGGACACACGCAAUUUUGACCAACUUUUGUAUUCUGCAUGACAGACUUACAGGAACUGAAUCAUAUGU